AUGGUGGAUGCAAAACAUCGGCAUGGGAGUAACCUCCGCAAGUACCACGAGGUUUGGAAAACGACGGACUGCAAGGAGAAUUUCUUCUACUGGCUUGACUAUGGUGCUGGGAAGGAUGUUGAACUUCAGGCGUGUCCGCGGGAGCAGCUGGAGCGCGAGCAGGUACGGUAUCUCUCUCGGGAGGAGCGCGUCAAAUACCUGGUUACGAUUGAUCGGAUGGGGAGAUUUCGCUGGGCGAAGGAUGAUGAGUUGGUAUGGACGAAUAAUGAGCAUUACAUGGACACCGAGAAUGGCAUCAUCCCUAGACCUAAAGGAACCGAUGCGGGGCCUGGGUCAACUGCUGUCACACACCGGGCUCAGCGGCCAUCGGAGUCCUCACGCUCAUCCUCGCUGGACGAGGACAGGCGAGAUCAGGGCCCUGAAGCCGAAACUGGAGCCAGAAACUUUGUGCAUCACAGACAUAAUAUUUUCAAACGAUUGAAAGACAAGAUCUUUCUUAAAGACGACUGGUGGAUUUUUGUUGCCGACCCCUCCUAUCGACUAUACAUCGGAAUCAAGAAACGAGGUUCUUUCCAGCACUCAUCCUUCCUACGCGGCGGCCGGAUCGGAGCAGCUGGUCUGAUUAAGAUCCGGCACGGGAAGCUCCGCGACCUUGCUCCACUCAGCGGCCACUAUCGUCCCCCUUCAGCCAACUUCCAUGCAUUUGUCCAUGCUCUGCGGGAACAGGGCGCGGACCUGUCGCGUGUGUCAAUCACGAAACUAUAUGCAAGCCUCGUCGGCAUCGAAGGGUACUUCGGUGCCAAGGACAACGUACACCGAGCUAAAGAAAAGAUCGAGCACAAGAUAGAGAGUAAACCAUCUUGA
This is a messenger RNA of Aspergillus calidoustus, 864 nucleotides long. NCBI's taxonomy places the organism in Eukaryota, Fungi, Ascomycota, Eurotiomycetes, Eurotiales, Aspergillaceae. The record is from the annotation of a GenBank genome assembly.